Purpureocillium takamizusanense is the source of this 447-nucleotide messenger RNA. RefSeq lists its product as uncharacterized. Bases 1 to 447 code for a protein of 148 amino acids. Gene Ontology annotation, molecular function: carbon-sulfur lyase activity. Lineage: Eukaryota; Fungi; Ascomycota; Sordariomycetes; Hypocreales; Ophiocordycipitaceae. The record is from RefSeq and is a predicted model, not a curated record. The transcript is spliced from 4 exons.
AUGACGACGAAGACGACAACGACAGCUGAAGAGAAGCGCUACGGGGAGUACGACGGGGGUUGCCACUGCGGCUACAUCAGCUUCUCGUUCAAGCUGUCGCCGCCGCUCGACGAGUACACGGUGCUCAACUGCAGCUGCUCCAUCUGCCGGCGCCUGGGCUAUCUCCUCAUCUACCCGCCGUACGAGGACGUCACGUGGCACAAUGGAUCCAAGGAGCGCUGCUCGGUGUAUGAGUUCAACACAAAAACCAAGGGCCAGCUCUUCUGCCCCAAGUGCGGGGCGAGCAUCUGCAUCGACUUUCGCGAGCGCGACCCCAAGACCUACGGAAUCAGCGCACGGGCCAUCAACGGCAUCGACCUGGACAGGCUCAACUACCGCAAGCUCGACGGCGUCAACAAAGUCGGUCCCGCGGGGGACCUGUCGGGCCAGGAAUAUAAGAGCCAGUAG